AUGGAGAUUGAUCCUGCCGUCGCCAGGGCGCUGAAGCAGGCACUAUCCUUCUGCGUACUGUCCAAUGUCUUCGCUCAAGGCUAUUCGUCGUAUCAGGAACAGAGACUAGCUAUCAAUCCGGCAGCGUUUGUCCGCUUCCUGCUCUUCACGGCUAUUGUCACACCGCCCAACUACUGGUGGCAGAAAUGGCUCGAGGACUCAUAUCCGACCAGAGUGCCAACUGGACCUCGACAGGAGAAGGAACCUGGCGCCAAAAGUGACGACAAGGCAUUUUCGGUCACUAACACCAUCAUUAAGUUCAUGCUUGACCAAAGCAUCGGAUGCUGGGGCAACACGCUGGCAUUCAUGGUCCUUUUACCUCUUCUUAAGGGCCAGACAUUACCUCAGAUCACUUCGACACUACAGCAGGAUUUCUGGGGUAUGGUGAUGACAUCUUACUCAUUCUGGCCGCUGGUGUCUAUUGUCAAUCUGGUCUUCGUGCCAUUCAAAUACAGGGCGCUCGUCGGUAACACUGCGGCGUUCGUGUGGGGCGUCUACAUUGCCCUCAUCGCGAGCUAG
This is a messenger RNA of Cyphellophora attinorum, 558 nucleotides long. RefSeq lists its product as uncharacterized. Lineage: Eukaryota; Fungi; Ascomycota; Eurotiomycetes; Chaetothyriales; Cyphellophoraceae. The coding region runs from base 1 to 558 and encodes 185 amino acids. Gene Ontology annotation, cellular component: cytoplasm; membrane. The transcript is spliced from 2 exons. The record is from RefSeq and is a predicted model, not a curated record.